Molecule: messenger RNA, 4786 nt
Organism: Mus musculus (house mouse)
Lineage: Eukaryota; Metazoa; Chordata; Mammalia; Rodentia; Muridae
Gene: Lif
Product: leukemia inhibitory factor
Exons: 4
Coding region: 995-1606 (203 amino acids)
Biological process (GO): leukemia inhibitory factor signaling pathway; regulation of cell communication; positive regulation of cell adhesion mediated by integrin
Cellular component (GO): extracellular region; cytosol
Molecular function (GO): growth factor activity; signaling receptor binding; leukemia inhibitory factor receptor binding
Source: RefSeq, a predicted model, not a curated record
CCCUGCUAGGAUAAGAACACCUGAGUAGAUCCUGAAUAUGGCUCAGGGCAGGAGCUAGGGACAUGGGGGUGAGCGAAGGGGCUGGAGAAGCCAGGCAACGCUUUGGUAACCCUAAUUGUCCCACUUGGAUCUGGGGUUAGGUCAGAUGGAAAGGUUGGGAUAGGGUCCCCCAGCGCAAUGACACCUCCAGGUCUAGAAGGACCCAAUGGCUCGGGAUAGCAUGGCCCUAGGUAGGUGUGUUUGGUCAGUGCUCUCUCGCCGAAUGCUUCUCUGUACUGCUUCAUAGUUAGUGGGGAGACCCUGGUCUUAUUUCAGCCUGUCUUCUUCCCCACUGUCCCUCAGAGAGUCUCUAACCUACCAGCAAGGACCUGCCUCGGGAUCCUGCCGUAGACCUGUAAGAAGCACCUGUUAGGAGUCACCUUUGUACUCUGAGGCCAAGCACUAGGGGCUUCCAAAGAGUGUCAGCCAUUCCUAGGCACCCAGAGGAAGCAGGAGCCCCAUUUUGCCCAGCCUCCCUGAUCAUUGCUUUAGGGGUCCCUUCAACGUAGUAAGGCUGAGUUCUUGCCCAGAUAGUUCCCAGAUAGACGAUACAACCUCAUACUCUUACCAGUCCUCCAUAGAGGGGGCAUGCUGAUGGCUGGGGGUGGGCAAGACCCUCUGGCACACUGGCAGCAAGCCCCUUUGUGUCUUCUCUUUACCCAUUGGCAAUGGACAGGCUGGAGAAAGGCCACCCCUAAGGUGACUCCCAGCGUCCACAUUCUGCUUCACUUUAUGGCUGUCUAAAGUUCAAAAGGGCCCCGGCCCCCCUUCUGAGAAACUGCUUCUCAGUGGAACCCCAGCCUGACUCCUUUUGCUGCCCCGCAAAGCCCCACCACCACCAGGGGACACAAAGGCUCCAGUAUAUAAAUCAGGCAAAUUCCCCAUUUGAGCAUGAACUUCUGAAAACGGCCUGCAUCUAAGGUCUCCUCCAAGGCCCUCUGGAGUCCAGCCCAUAAUGAAGGUCUUGGCCGCAGGGAUUGUGCCCUUACUGCUGCUGGUUCUGCACUGGAAACACGGGGCAGGGAGCCCUCUUCCCAUCACCCCUGUAAAUGCCACCUGUGCCAUACGCCACCCAUGCCACGGCAACCUCAUGAACCAGAUCAAGAAUCAACUGGCACAGCUCAAUGGCAGCGCCAAUGCUCUCUUCAUUUCCUAUUACACAGCUCAAGGGGAGCCGUUUCCCAACAACGUGGAAAAGCUAUGUGCGCCUAACAUGACAGACUUCCCAUCUUUCCAUGGCAACGGGACAGAGAAGACCAAGUUGGUGGAGCUGUAUCGGAUGGUCGCAUACCUGAGCGCCUCCCUGACCAAUAUCACCCGGGACCAGAAGGUCCUGAACCCCACUGCCGUGAGCCUCCAGGUCAAGCUCAAUGCUACUAUAGACGUCAUGAGGGGCCUCCUCAGCAAUGUGCUUUGCCGUCUGUGCAACAAGUACCGUGUGGGCCACGUGGAUGUGCCACCUGUCCCCGACCACUCUGACAAAGAAGCCUUCCAAAGGAAAAAGUUGGGUUGCCAGCUUCUGGGGACAUACAAGCAAGUCAUAAGUGUGGUGGUCCAGGCCUUCUAGAGAGGAGGUCUUGAAUGUACCAUGGACUGAGGGACCUCAGGAGCAGGAUCCGGAGGUGGGGAGGGGGCUCAAAAUGUGCUGGGGUUUGGGACAUUGUUAAAUGCAAAACGGGGCUGCUGGCAGACCCCAGGGAUUUCCAGGUACUCACUGCACUCUGGGCUGGGCCAUGAUGGAAUCUGGCAAAGUUGAAACUUCCAUAGGCAGAGCUUCUAUACAGCCCAGCACCAGCUAGAAAUGGCAAUGAGGGUGUUGGUCUGAGAGAUUUCUGUCUCACUCACUCACUCACUCACUCUCACUCACUCACUCACUCACUCACUCAGCCCCUUGCUUGCUGGGUGUAUGAACAAGCUGCACAAGUUGUCUACAGCAGACAGCAAAGGGCUGGGAAGUGUCCUAGACCCCUACAGAGUCACCAUCAUCUGGUCCUUUGCUGUCUCUCAGAGAAACUUUGGAAGGCUUGGUUGGGAUGUGAGAGAGCUAAGGGGACUGGGAUCCAGAAGGAAUCCUUUUAUUUUAUUUUAUUUUAUUUUAUUUUAUUUUAUUUUAUAAGUUUUGUGGGUGGAAGGGUACCCUGGGGUGGAAUGAUGGAAUGUGUCUUCUCUUGAGUUGGAUGAGAGAGUUCAGGCUUAGAGACUGUCAGAUGGAAGAGUCUAGGUCACCAGUGUUCAGGCUCCCACAGAAGCACAGCGGCCAGCUUCCAGUUGUCAAAGCCUGACGAACUCGGUUAGCUUCUAUGCAGUUCCCCCCACAGCCUGGCGUGGUUGGGGUCUGCCAGCUGGACCUAGAGGUGAGGUGUGUGCAGGCAGGAAGAGGCAGGCUGCAAAGGCAGGUUCCCAGAGUCCUCCCGGGGAAGGACCUCUAACUGUCUAGGAGUCAGGGAAGGAGCAAGGCAGCCAGCCAUUGCUGAGGCAGUAGCCGACUGCAGCUCUCAUCUGCUUCUCAACCCCUGAGAACAGGUGAUCUUGAGCAGACAGACAGGUAGCAUAAAGUAGAAUGUCGGGUCUGAGGCCCCGGAGGUCGCAAAGGUACUUGAAGGGGACCAGAGGGCUGUCUUGGGUCCCUGGAGCAUGGAGAAGCAGAACUUGAGGUCAGGGUCUCAGGGAAGAUGAGGCCCAGAGUGCUGUGUUUGAUCCAGCACAGCUGUCUAUUUAUUACUAUGUCCUAUUUAUAUUAACUUAUUGGUGCUUUAAAUGGCAAAGUUAAUUCCCCGAAAUGGUAUGAGGCUCCUUCCAUGGGAGCUGGGGCCGAGACUCUCCACCUAGUGGGGCCUGGUCUGGAGGCACAUGAUUGUUACAGGUGCAGCUCAUGGGUCAAAUCAGAGAGCUGGCUAGCUCCUCUGUCUCCCACUGUGACUCACUUUUAGGGUGUCAGGGUCCCCCAGAAAAAGCUGGGCCAGUUUGUCUCUCUGCUUCUGUCUCUGUCUCUCCGAGUCUGUCUCUGUCUGUCUCUGUGUCUCUGUCUCUUUGUCUCUCUCUGUCUCUGUCUCUCUCUCUCUCUCCCCGCCCCCCCCCCUUCUCCCUCUGGUCUCCAAGGGGGUGGAACAGUUUCUUGUUGUUUUGUCCCACUGAGCUCUCUGGCACCCCCUAGAUUCCUGCUAUGCGGUGCACCAUUCAUAAUGAAGUGAAUGGCUCUGGAACCUUGGGCAAAACUGAUUCCUUCCUCAAAUCGUAGCUGAGGAGUGCUGAAACAUCCUGACCCGGCACCCAGCGUGCUUUCGACCAGCAUGGAAGCUCCUCGGGUGGCCCGAACACCCACAGAGGGUGAAUACAGGAGGUUGGAGCAGUGCAGGCCCUGAACUGGGCCUGAACAGCUGCCCAGUGCGCCAGAGAAGGGGAGAUCAAGGCCCGAGACGCCUGGGACACAGACCAGGAAGCUGUGGUCCUUGCUUCAUCGCUGCCUUCCCACUCCCGCCCAUGUCUGGGCUCCCAGGCAGGGAAUCCGAUCUGAUCUCUCCUUUGUGCUGAGGCCAGGCAAGCAGAGGAACGCCCUCGAUCUGGGAGCAGGGUAGGGAGGAAGGCAGCCAAGCUGGGGCAGUGGCUGACUACAGAGCUAGCUGCCUGCCUCUCAGGCUCUGAACAGGGCGGUCCUUAGCAGUUCAGCAGUGGGAUUCUGCUUCACGCGGUUUUGCACCUUUCUCUGUCACUCUCUAAGCACUUUACCUGGACGGCAGGUGGACAGGCCCUGGAGCUCUGGCUUAGGAAAGGCCUGGAACCAUAGAUGCAGCAAGGAGACUAUGGUGGGGGCCACGCGUGUCAGCGACAAAGUUACUCCACCGUACUCCUGUUGCUGCGUCAGGCUCAUCUCAGGACUGGCUGCCCUUCUCCAAGCUGAGAGUCAAUUUGUCUAAAAGCCAAGAUGAUGCCACAGCCUGGGGCCUGUUGGGCUUUGUCAUCACUUCACAUUUGUAUGGACUUGGACUCUCUGGGCUCCGCCCACCUGGCAGCUUUGAAGGCUCAGGGACCAAUGGACUCUCUCCGUGCACGCCCCCGUCCCCCCAACGCAACCACCUACCUGCGUCUUACUCCAUCAGUUGCCCAGCAUCCCAGAACCAUUGAGCCUUUGGGGAAAACAGACUUUAGGGGCAGGUAGUUGCUCACCUGACAUCUUUCACCUGGAAGCAUUGACUUCCACCGAGCAUAGUAGGUAGUGUGUCUGGACCAGAGAAAAAGGGAUGGGGCAUUUUGCAGUUUAUCCAGAGAGAAGCAAAGGGGCCUUUAUUUAUUAUUUAAAACUUCAAACCUGAAAGCACUGAGAGUUUACUGGUCUGCCCCCCUCCCCCCACUCUUGUCUAUUUCUGUGUCCUUGAUCCCGACUCAAGCAACCCAGCUCUGCUUUGCCUGCUCUCUGGAGCAGACAUGGUAUGUGGGCCAGGACCCCGGAGUCUUGCAUGGUAGCGGCUUCAGAAGGGAAAUGAUAUGGCUGUCUGCAUUCGGAUGACUCCCCAGUCCCAGCCCAGCCUCUCCUUUGCACUGCUGCUCUCCCUCUUUCCUUUCCUUUGGAAGGGACUUGGCCUUGGGUGACAAAUUCCUCUUUGAUGAAUGUACCCUGUGGGAAUGUUUCAUACUGACAGAUUAUUUUUAUUUAUUCAAUGUCAUAUUUAAAAUAUUUAUUUUUUAUACUGAAGGAGUGUCUUUUUUUUUUAAAGAAAAAAUGAAAUAAUAAAGAACUCAUUCUUGUUGA